Propithecus coquereli (Coquerel's sifaka) is the source of this 1352-nucleotide messenger RNA. Its product is annotated as cytochrome b5 domain-containing protein 1. Lineage: Eukaryota; Metazoa; Chordata; Mammalia; Primates; Indriidae. The record is from RefSeq and is a predicted model, not a curated record. Bases 162 to 848 code for a protein of 228 amino acids. The transcript is spliced from 4 exons.
GUGUUUAAUUUCAGUGGCCGGAAAAAGACAAUGGUUUCCAUGUCAGCGGAUAAACGCGCUCCCCUUAGCUGCUGGAAGAGAGGGCGGAGGUAGUAGUGAGUGUACUAUACAGAGGAGCCAGGAAGGUACUAAGGGAGCUGGUGACCGACAGAGCAAGAGCCAUGCCGCGCCGGGGUCUAGUGGCUGGGCCAGAGUUUGAGUAUUUCCAGCGUCGCUAUUUCACGCCGGCAGAGGUUGCCCAACAUAACCAACCCGAAGACCUCUGGGUGUCUUACCUGGGACGCGUGUACGACCUAACGCCACUGGCAGAGGAAUAUAAGGGGAACCUGCUGCUGAAACCCAUCGUGGAAGUUGCAGGUCAGGACAUCAGCCACUGGUUUGAUCCUAAGACCAAAGACAUCCGUAAGCACAUAGAUCCGCUGACCAGCUGCCUGAGGUACUGCACCCCGCGGGGCCGCUUUGUGCACGUUCCGCCUCUGCUGCCCCGUUCGGACUGGGCCAAUGAUUUCGGGAAGCCCUGGUGGCAGAGGUCUUCUUACGAGGUGGGGCGGCUGUCUGCCAAGACCCGGAUCAUCCGCAUCAUUAAUACGCUCACGUCGCAGGAGCAGACAUUGGAGGUGGGGAUCCUGGAGUCAAUGUGGGAAAUCCUACACCGGUAUCUCCCCUAUAAUGCACAUGCUGCCAGCUACACGUGGAAAUAUGAAGGGAAGAACCUGAACAUGGAUCGUACCCUAGAAGAGAAUGGGAUCCGGGAUGAGGAGGAAGAAUUUGACUAUCUCAAUAUGGAUGGUACACUGCACACACCUGCAAUACUGCUGUAUUUCAAUGAUGAUCUCACAGAGCUAUAGGAAACGAGAUGUAUGCUCAUGUAUACUUAAGGCAUAUUUUGAGUAUGGCUUUUUCUGUACCCUGAGGAAAAGAGGUGGGGGUAGGGGGUGUCUGGACCUAGAUGGACCUCCAUUCCCCUCUGUGAACUUGCCUGGGGUUCCCAUGCUUUUCUGAUGUAUAAGGGUCCUAUUCUCCAGCUCCAUUACAAUUUUCUCUGAGAAACUUAGGAACAAUGCUAGAAAUGAAUUAAUUAAUUUUUAGGAAUGAUACGAGAUGAAGAAUCUUGGAUUAUGGAGAUGUAGAAGAGGAUAGUCAGAUAGACCUCAGGCAGAGCUGUUUGAUUGUAAGAGAAAGAAAAAUCCUACAGGGAUGAAGGGUUGAAGAACUUUUUUGGCAAUGAUGGAAAUGGGAUGGCUGCAGGAAGAGGGGAUUUACAAAGAGAGGAAUAGGAGGUGUCUAUCAUUGACCAUUUAAAACUGGCUUAUCGGGCCAAGCGUGGUGGCUCAUGAGGCCUGUAAUCCUAG